Cebus imitator (Panamanian white-faced capuchin) is the source of this 1966-nucleotide messenger RNA. RefSeq names its product cell division cycle 45 (gene CDC45). NCBI's taxonomy places the organism in Eukaryota, Metazoa, Chordata, Mammalia, Primates, Cebidae. Gene Ontology annotation, molecular function: DNA replication origin binding; single-stranded DNA binding; chromatin binding. Bases 145 to 1833 code for a protein of 562 amino acids. The record is from RefSeq and is a predicted model, not a curated record. The transcript is spliced from 19 exons. Gene Ontology annotation, biological process: mitotic DNA replication preinitiation complex assembly; DNA replication initiation; double-strand break repair via break-induced replication. Gene Ontology annotation, cellular component: DNA replication preinitiation complex.
AAAGAAGGGAAGGCUGGGAACUAAGAAGCUAUUGGUUGGUGAUCCCUGGACCAAUCAGAGGAGCCGUGAUUUGGCGGGAGUCUUGACCGCCGUCGGGGCUCUUGGUACCUCAGCGCUAGCGCCGGGUGUUCGGCCACUGUGGCUAUGUUCGUGUCCGAUUUCCGCAAAGAGUUCUACGAGGUGGUCCAGAGCCAGAGGGUCCUUCUCUUCGUGGCCUCGGACGUGGAUGCUCUGUGUGCGUGCAAGAUCCUUCAGGCCUUGUUCCAGUGUGACCAUGUGCAGUAUACGCUGGUUCCAGUUUCUGGGUGGCAAGAACUUGAAACUGCAUUUCUUGAGCAUAAAGAACAGUUUCGUUACUUUAUUCUCAUAAACUGUGGAGCUAAUGUAGACCUAUUGGAUAUCCUUCAACCUGAUGAAGACACUGUAUUCUUUGUGUGUGACACCCACAGACCAGUCAAUGUCGUGAAUGUGUACAACGACACCCAGAUCAAAUUACUCAUUAAACAAGAUGAUGACCUUGAAGUUCCUGCCUAUGAAGACAUCUUCAGGGAUGAAGAGGAUUCAGGAAGUGACAGUGAUGGGUCAGAGCCUUCUGAGAAGCGCACACGGUUAGAAGAGGAAAUAGUGGAGCGAACCAUGCGGAGGAGGCAGCGGCGAGAGUGGGAAGCCCGGAGAAGAGACAUCCUCUUUGACUACGAGCAGUAUGAAUAUCAUGGGACAUCGUCAGCCAUGGUGAUGUUUGAGCUGGCAUGGACGCUGUCCAAGGACCUGAAUGACAUGCUGUGGUGGGCCAUCGUUGGACUAACGGACCAGUGGGUGCAAGACAAGAUCACUCAAAUGAAAUACGUGACUGAUGUCGGUGUCCUGCAGCGCCACGUGUCCCGCCAUAACCACCGGAACGAAGACGAGGAGAAUACACUGUCUGUGGACUGCACUAGGAUCUCCUUUGAGUAUGACCUCCGCCUGGCACUCUACCAGCACUGGUCCCUCCACGACAGCCUGUGCAACACCAGCUAUACCGCAGCCAGGUUCAAACUGUGGUCUGUGCAUGGACAGAAGCGGCUCCAAGAGUUCCUCGCAGACAUGGGUCUUCCCCUGAAGCAGGUGAAGCAGAAGUUCCAGGCCAUGGACAUCUCCUUGAAGGAGAAUUUGCGGGAGAUGAUUGAAGAGUCUGCAAAUAAAUUUGGGAUGAAGGACAUGCGCAUGCAGACUUUCAGCAUUCAUUUUGGGUUCAAGCACAAGUUCCUGGCCAGCGACGUGGUCUUUGCCACCAUGUCUCUGAUGGAGAGCCCCGAGAAGGAUGGUUCAGGGACAGACCACUUCAUCCAGGCUCUGGACAGCCUCUCCAGGAGUAACCUGGACAAGCUGUACUAUGGCCUGGAACUCGCCAAGAAGCAGCUGCGAGCCACCCAGCAAACCAUUGCCAGCUGCCUUUGCACCAACCUCGUCAUCUCCCAGGGGCCUUUCCUAUACUGCUCACUCAUGGAGGGCACUCCGGAUGUCAUGCUGUUCUCUAGGCCAGUGUCCCUGAGCCUGCUCAGCAAACACCUGCUCAAGUCCUUUGUGUGUUCGACAAAGAACCGGCGCUGCAAGCUGCUGCCCCUGGUGAUGGCUGCCCCCCUGAGCAUGGAGCAUGGCACAGUGACCGUGAUGGGCAUCCCCCCAGAGACUGACAGCUCGGACAGGAAGAACUUUUUUGGGCGGGCGUUUGAGAAGGCAGCAGAAAGCACCAGCUCCCGGAUGCUGCACAACCAUUUUGACCUCUCAGUAAUUGAGCUGAAAGCUGAGGAUCGGAGCAAGUUCCUGGAUGCACUUGUUUCCCUCCUGUCCUAGGAAUUUGAUUUCUUCAGGAAUAACCUUCUUAUUUAUAUACCUGGUUUCAUUUAGAUUGUAAGUUACGGACGUGAUUUAAGAUGCAGAGGCCAUUUUUUAUUAAAUAAAAUGCUUAUUUUAGGCUCCAUUCCCA